CCUUCCUGGGCGAAGAAAUCAUUUAUUCACGUGUUUCAGCGCAGCCAGCUUGCGGCCUUGAGUGCGCAAUUCGCCUCGGCCGAAAGAGACGCGCCGGGGCAGACGCACAAGGGUAAACUUCUUGAGCUUUAAGCUGUAAAGGCAAUCGAAGCAAUAACCUCAAAUUUGAAUCUGCAUUAUCCCAACUGUUAUCACCACGACUACCCUGUUCAACAUCAAUCAAAAUGCCGUUCGUCAAGCAAACCAAGAACGGAGCUUACUUCUCUCGUUACCAAGUCAAGUACCGCCGUCGUCGUGAGGGAAAGACUGAUUACCAAGCUCGUCGUAAAUUGACUUCUCAAGCUAAGGACAAAUACAACGCUCCUAAAUACCGUUUGGUCGUUCGUUUCUCCAACAAAUUCGUCACUGUUCAAAUCGUUUCCGCCAAGAUUCAAGGUGAUGUUGUUUUGACUCACGCUUCAAGUCGUGAAUUGCCUCGUUACGGUAUCAAGCACGGUUUGAGCAACUGGACCGCCGCUUACGCUACAGGAUUGUUGGCCGCUCGUCGUGCUUUGACAAUCUUGGGUUUGGCCGACAAAUACGAAGGUGUUGUUGAACCUGAUGGAGAAAUGACAGAGACACAACCUUUGGGUGACGAUGAACCCCGUCCAUUCAAGGCAUACUUGGAUGUCGGUUUGAAACGUACAUCAACCGGUUCCCGUGUGUUUGCCGCCAUGAAGGGUGCAUCUGACGGUGGUCUUUACAUUCCUCACUCUGAGAAGCGUUUCCCAGGUUACGACCCUGAAACCAAGGAAUUGGACGCUGAAGUUUUGAGCGGUUACAUCCGUGGUAGCCACGUUGCUGAAUUCAUGGAAUCUUUGGAAGAAGAAGAUGACGAACGAUUCAAGAAGCACUUCUCCGGUUACUUGGCCGAUGAAGUUGGUAGCGAAGACAUUGAAGAGAUUUACGAAAACGCAUACAGCGCUAUCCGUGAAGACCCAUCCUUCAAACCCACCGAAAAGAGCAAGGACUGGAAAUCCGAGACCAAGAAGCACAAGGCCACCAAGCUCACCCACUCUCAACGCAAACAACGUAUUGCCGACAAGAUUGCUGCUUUCAAGGCUGGACAAAACGAGUAAAUCUUGUUUGUCUGAUUUCCCCACUCGCAUUCUCCCUUUCCCCUCUUUCCCAUUCCCACAAACACCAUGUACAUUUCAUGAAAAAGGUCAUUUUCUUGACCAAAUGCAUUUUUAUGGUAUCGCACCGAGUUGCGAUGAUAUGAAGCAGAAGU
Messenger RNA from Meira miltonrushii, 1270 nucleotides. RefSeq lists its product as uncharacterized. The coding region runs from base 225 to 1118 and encodes 297 amino acids. The transcript has a single exon. The record is from RefSeq and is a predicted model, not a curated record. NCBI's taxonomy places the organism in Eukaryota, Fungi, Basidiomycota, Exobasidiomycetes, Exobasidiales, Brachybasidiaceae. Gene Ontology annotation, cellular component: ribosome; cytosolic large ribosomal subunit. Gene Ontology annotation, biological process: ribosomal large subunit assembly; translation. Gene Ontology annotation, molecular function: 5S rRNA binding; structural constituent of ribosome.